Molecule: messenger RNA, 1542 nt
Organism: Cottoperca gobio
Lineage: Eukaryota; Metazoa; Chordata; Actinopteri; Perciformes; Bovichtidae
Product: sorting nexin-20-like
Exons: 4
Coding region: 194-1039 (281 amino acids)
Biological process (GO): protein transport
Cellular component (GO): early endosome membrane
Molecular function (GO): protein binding; phosphatidylinositol phosphate binding
Source: RefSeq, a predicted model, not a curated record
CUGCUUCUGUGUAGUUUCACUUCCUCUUCGGCUUCUUGUUUCUCUGCAUGCUGGUUGGAUUCCUCCCCAGAGAACUUCCUCUCUGCUCGUCUGUUUCACACAGAAACACUAAAACAGUUUGUUUCAGGCUAAACAGAGCUUUUAUAUUCUUCUCUGGAGCUCUUUGACGCCGAACUGCAGGAGUGAAGCUGUGAUGGCAGACACAGCAGGAGGCUCUGACAUGGACCUGAUGUGUGCAGCUCCCUGUCUCACCACUCAGCAGCUGCAGCAGAAGUUGCGUUCAGAGAAGAAGACAGAACGUCCCGUCCGGCUGCUCUUUGAAAUCUCGUCGACUCGAACAGUUCAAGUGUUUCUGAGUAAACACGUGGUGUAUGAGCUCGUGGUGAUGCGCUCCGGCAGCUUCGAUUCCCGCCGCGUGUCCGUGGAGCGCCGUUACAGCGACUUUUCCCGCUUCCACCACACACUGCUGGAGGAGUUUGGCGAGGAGCUGGAGGAGGUGGUGCUGCCCCGGAAACACCUGAGCGGGAACUUCAGCCCUGAAAUCAUCUCAGAGCGCCGCCUCGCACUCCAGGACUAUCUGGCUCAACUUUACGCAACGCGCUGCGUCCGACGGUCUCCUCAUUUCGCCAGAUUCUUCACGGAGCAGGAGCAGCGGUGGGCGCACAGUCUGCUGCGGGCGGGCCAGUUCGCGCUCGCCGUGGAGCAGCUGCAGACGGUGUUAGAGGUGGAGGAGAAGCUGUUACCGUGGCAGAAGCCCACCCUGACCGUGCCCACCCUCUCCGCCCUCGCCGUCUGUUACCGGGACCUGGAGGAACCAGAGGAGGCGUUCGCCGCGGCGCAGAGAGCGCUGCCUGCUACCCGGCGCUACGGACUGAAAGGCUACCGCGCCUCGCUGCUGGACCUGCUGGUGGACCUGGGCUACCAGCUGGGACGUCCCGUCGCUCAGCUGCAAGAGGAGCUGAGCGUCCUCAGGGACGCCGAGAGGGGGGGGGUGUCCUCCCGCUCCCUGAAGGAGGUCGUCAUCCACGAGUUCACCUGAACGGCCAGGAUUCAAACAUUUAUGUCCUCCCUGAUAACAAGUGCAUAUUUUCUGUUUACUCCACUUUUUCUCCAGGAAACUACAAAAUAUUAAAUUGUCAUCACGGGAUGAACAGAGGAAAUGAAACAUGGCCGCUCAGGGCUUCCGUACCUGAGCGGCCUCCACAGCUGGCUUGUCCGGGUUUAUUGAUGUCAAAUAUGUUGUUAAAUAUGUUUAAUAAAUCUUGAAAUCUUAAGUUUGAAAUCAUUUUGAAUGAAUUACGUUGUAUUUAAUCAGGUCUUUAGAUUAUUAAAUAAAAGUAAAGGUGUCACUCCCUCACAGUUUAAAACCUUUGAACUCUUUGUUAGUAGUUCAUGUUCUGUGUCUUACUCUGUCAAGCGUCUUUGAGUUUUUAGAGAAGCGCUAUACAAGUAAAAUGUAUUAUUAUUAUUAUUAAAUGUGCAAUUCAGAGAAUAAAGUGAAGCUGCUGAGGAACUAAUGCUGCAUCCUGUCGCUGCGUCAUG